AUGUCAGCACCUUAUUAUCAAGGAGCACCACAACAACAACAAGGAUAUCAACCUCAACAACAAUAUCAACCACAAACUUAUCAACAACAACCCCAAGUCCAGCCACAAACUCAACAAUAUCAACCGUAUACCCAAUUUCAACCACAAGCUCAAAAUCAACAACCCCCAAAUCACCCUGAAAAUACACAUGAAAGUUAUCAGGCAGUGUUACCACCUACAGUAACACCCGGAUGGAAUGAUCCACCACCAUUGCCAAAAAUUGGUGGAGGAGCUGCGGAAACACCAAAUCGAUUGGCGAAUAUGAGAAGAAGACCUAUUGAUCCAUCAAUUACUGUGAGUUUUUUUAUGGUAUUGAAAUUUAGUUCUUUGAUUAAGAAAACUAUUUCAACCGUCCUAGAAAUAUUAAUCCUCUCUAAAAAUGUUUUUCACCGAAAAAUCUAUUCCGAAUUCAAUUUUCUUCAAAUUUCGAUUUUUUCAAUGACCUGAAAUUUUUACGUUUCACUUGGUUCUCACAUAUCUUAUGGAUCAAUUCAUCUGAAGAAAAAAUGAAUUUCGCGACAUUUUUUGUCGCGAAAUUGCAAUUCGCGAAACGACACGAAAUUAAUAAAAUGAAAGAGGAAAUCCUUUUUUCGUGUGUUGGGUCUCGCAGCGAUUACGUGUCCCUUUAAUGUUUCUCCUUUAUUUUUGUGUUUAUUUCGUGUCGUUUCACGAAUUGCAAUUUCGCGACAAAAAAUGUCGCGAAAUUCAUUUUUUCGUCAAAUGAAUUGAUCCAUAAUUGAUUGGAUAAAUCACUACGGCAAUUGUUAACAUUUUGUUUGAAAAAAUGUGGUUUUUUUGUGUGCACUUGAAUGUACUCGAAUCAAAAAAUUUCAGAGUUCUGGAGGUUCUCAAGCUUAUGGCGCCAAUCCUUAUCAACAGCAGCAACAACAAGCUUCACCAUAUGGUGCACCUCAACAAUCUCAACAGCCACAAUAUGGUGCUCCACAACAGGGAUCACCUUAUAAUGCUUAUGGCGGAGCUCCUCCACAACAACAACAACAACAAUACGGCCAACAAGCAGGAUAUCCUGGACAACAAUAUUCUAUGUAA
Caenorhabditis angaria is the source of this 1089-nucleotide messenger RNA. Lineage: Eukaryota; Metazoa; Nematoda; Chromadorea; Rhabditida; Rhabditidae. The record is from the annotation of a GenBank genome assembly.